CUCUCUCAGUGCUCAACAACAAACGAAACGAUUUAUACGACUAACAGACCGGUCGAAUUGUAAGAACAGCUCUUCAUAGACCCGAGGAGUAGCAUCGAGCAGGUGAAAGACUCGACAGCCCAUUUGCCCCAGCUCGAUAUCUUGUUAUCGGCCCGCACGGCCAUUACACAUUGUUGUCACGCUCUUAAAGGGACAACAUCAUGACCACCAUGACAACACAGGCGGCGGCGGCGCCGCCUCCCUUGUCUUUGUACAUUGAGGAUGAUGCCGCUUCAUUUCGACAAUCCCGUAUGAUGUCUCAGCCCGCACCAUUGAUGGAUCAAUCACAUUUACGACCUGGAAAGCAAGCUGCUCUGCUCUCUCACGACAGGACACUAGAACUGUAUCGAGAGAAUGCGAAGAAGACAAAUGAUCCGGAACUCAUAUUCGAAUUCGCAGUAUUCAUGAUUGAUGCUGCCAAGACGAUGGGUCAAUCAGACAUGGAUGAUCCUUCGGCCAGAGGACAAGAUGGACGAGCGGCUCUAGUCAAAGACGACAAAAAGGACGAAUUGAUCAAGGAAGCAACGACUCUAUUGAAACGUUUGGCCGAUCGAGGAUACCCAGAUGCACAGUACUUUUUGGCAGACUGCUACGCCAACGGAAUAGGGACAGUCAGGGGAAAACAAGAUUUUGAUCGUGCUUUCCCUCUUUUCGUCCUGGCCGCAAAACAUGGUCACCCAGACGCUUGUUAUCGAGCUGGAACAUGUUGUGAGCAUGGCUGGGGCUGCAGAAGGGAGAACCCGAAAGCGGUACAGUUCUACAAAAAAGCUGCGGUGGCUCUGCAUCCAGGAGCCAUGUAUCGUCUAGGUACGGCCGAAUUGAACGGCUCUCUCGGUCUCCGUAAAUCGCCAAAGGAAGGUGUCAAAUGGUUGAAACGAUCCGCCGAACACGCCACGGAAGAAUUCCCUCAUGCGCUACACGAACUCGCCCUAUUACAUGAGCGAGGAAUCGAGAAUGUUGUCUUCGUGGACGUCGACUACUCUGCGGAGUUAUUGGCUCAAGCUGCCGAAUUAGGAUACGCUCCGAGCGCAUUCAAGCUAGGAGACUGCUACGAGUACGGUCGGAUGGGGUGCCCAGCCGAUGCCGCGCUCUCUAUACAUUACUAUAAUAUCGCUGCAAUGCAGGAUCACCGAGAUGCUUGCUUCGCCCUGACAGCGUGGUAUCUCGUUGGAUCGCCUGGCGUCUUACCGCAAUCCGAUACAGAGGCGUAUUUAUGGGCCAAAAAAGCCGCGGAAUUAGGCCUGGCAAAAGCUCAAUAUGCCGUCGGCUACUUUACAGAGACUGGCGUUGGAACCGCUCCAGAUCUGAACGAAGCCAUGAAAUAUUAUCGUAAAGCAGCGGAAGCUGGCGACAAACGAGCUCAAAAGCGAUUGCUAGCGAAUAACCGGACGGGAGUUCACGCUCUCGACAGGAGAUUAGAGAUGGAAGCUAUGAAAGAAGACAACGGCCUCGGUAAAUCCAAGGGCGACGGAUGUGUGAUCAUGUGAUGGAAACGGACGACUUUAUCUUUUGAUGACUUUGGGAUUUUCAACCUCUUCACUAGUUUGACUGCGGGCCAUAGAUAUUGGCAUCUGAGCCGAGAGAUAGAUCAAGGCUGUCUGCUGUUGGGCGGUGGUGGAUGGCGGACACGGACUUUUGUUCCCCAGCUGUAUUGUGUUUCUCUCUCUGUGUGUGUGUCUCUCCUCUGUACACAAUUUCUGCAUCUGAUGAUCAAUGU
Molecule: messenger RNA, 1756 nt
Organism: Kockovaella imperatae
Lineage: Eukaryota; Fungi; Basidiomycota; Tremellomycetes; Tremellales; Cuniculitremaceae
Exons: 5
Coding region: 201-1526 (441 amino acids)
Molecular function (GO): protein binding
Source: RefSeq, a predicted model, not a curated record